Messenger RNA from Cannabis sativa, 4027 nucleotides. RefSeq lists its product as uncharacterized. NCBI's taxonomy places the organism in Eukaryota, Viridiplantae, Streptophyta, Magnoliopsida, Rosales, Cannabaceae. The annotation marks the transcript as partial. Gene Ontology annotation, biological process: DNA integration. The transcript is spliced from 4 exons. Gene Ontology annotation, molecular function: nucleic acid binding. The record is from RefSeq and is a predicted model, not a curated record.
UUUAGCACAAAUAGAGCACCAUACUUCAAUGGAGUAGAUUUUCCUUAUUGGAAAAUUAGAAUGGAAACUUACCUUCAAUCUAUUGACUAUGAUUUGUGGCAUAUUGUGUCUAGUGGUCCUUAUGUUGCUAAACAUGUCAUAAAUGGUGUUGAGGUAAUUAAGACUUAUGAAGCAUAUGAUGAAAAUGAUAAGAAAAUGCUUUCUAAAAAUGCUAAAGCUAAAUAUGCUCUUAUAUGUGGUUUGGAUAGAGAGAUUUUUAAAAAUAUUGAACAAGCCUCUACCGCUUAUGAUAUGUGGAAAAUGCUUGAAGUUACUCAUCAAGGAACUAGUGCUAUGAAGGAAACUAAAAUUCAAAUUUAUUCCACUCAAUAUGAGAACUUUAAGAUGAAAUCGGAUGAAACCAUUGCUAAUAUGUAUACUCGCUUCACUACAAUUACUAAUGGUUUGAACUCUCUUGGCAAGGUACUUACUCAAAAGGAUAUGGUGACCAAGAUUUUGAGAAGUCUCACCAAGGCUUAUCAAGGAAAGGUGGUUGCCAUUCAAGAAGCCAAGGAUCUCUCAACACUUCCCUUGAAGGGAAAUUUGGAUAGUGGAUGUUCAAAGCAUAUGACCGGUGAUCCAUCAAGAUUUUCAAGCUUUAAAAGCAAGGAAAGUGGCUUUGUCACUUUUGGAGACAAUUCAAAAGGAAAAAUCUUGGGCAUUGGUGAUAUCGGUAACAUAUACUCUCCAUGUAUUAAAAAUGUGCUUCUUGUUGAUAAUCUUAAACAUAACUUGCUUAGUAUUAGUCAAUUAUGUGAUAUAGGUUUUCGUGUUGUGUUUGAAUCCUCAAAAUGCUCCAUUGAAAAUGUUUCAACCAAUGAAGUUAUUUUCCUUGGAGUAAGGAAGGAUAAUGUGUAUGUUAUUGAUGUUGAUUCUUUUGAUAGUAAAAAUAAAUGUUUAACCGUUAUGAAUGAUAAUUCUUGGUUGUGGCAUAGAAGAUUAGGACAUGCUAGUAUGGAUUCUAUUUCAAAAUUGGUUAGAAAGGAUCUUGUUAUUGGUUUGCCAUCUAUUCCGUUUGUUAAAGAUAAACUUUGUGAUGCAUGCCAAUUUGGAAAACAAAUUAAAACAUCUUUUCAUUCCAAGAAAGAGAUUUCAACUACUAGACCUUUGCAAUUGCUUCAUAUUGAUUUAUUUGGUCCUUCUAGAAUUGCUAGUCUUGGUGGUAAAUACUAUGCAUUUGUAAUUGUUGAUGAUUUUUCAAGAUUUACUUGGGUUAUUUUCUUGACUCUUAAAAGUGAUAAUUUGGAAAACUUUGUCAAAUUUUGUAAAAAUGUGCAAAAUGAAAAAGGAUACUCUAUUACCUCCGUUAGGAGUGACCAUGGUGGUGAGUUUGACAAUGAUGCCUUAGAAUUGUUUUGUGAUGAACAUGGUUUUAACCAUAACUUUUCGGCACCAAGAACUCCACAACAAAAUGGAGUUGUCGAAAGGAAGAAUAGAACAAUUCAAGAAAUGGCUAGGUCAAUGCUAAAUGAAAUUUCACUACCAAAAUACUUUUGGGCCGAGGCCGUCAAUACCUCUUGUUAUAUUUUGAAUCGUGUUUUCAUUAGGCCCAACAUGAAUAAAACCCCUUAUGAGCUUUGGAAAGGAAGAAAACCCAACAUUGGCUAUUUUAAAGUUUUUGGAUGCAAAGAUGAAUUUUGGCUUCUAGCUAUGCAAGAAGAAAUAAAUCAAUUUAUAAGAAAUAAUGUUUGGGAGUUAGUUCCAAGACCGUCACAUCAAUCGGUGAUUGGAACAAAAUGGGUCUAUAGAAAUAAUGUAGAUGAGCAUGGGGUCAUUGUGCGUAACAAGGCUAGAUUAGUGGUCCAAGGUUACAAUCAAGAAGAAGGAAUUGAUUAUGAGGAAACCUUUGCCCCGGUAGCAAGACUUGAGUCCAUUAGAAUGUUGUUAGCUUUUGCAUGCCACAAGAAUUUUAUCUUGUAUCAAAUGGAUGUAAAAAGUGCAUUCUUAAAUGGGUACAUUAUGGAAGAGGUUUAUGUCUCUCGACCACCCGGUUUUCAAAAUCAUAAAUACCCUAACCAUGUUUACAAAUUGAAAAAGGCUUUGUAUGGUUUAAAGCAAGCUCCUAGAGCUUGGUAUGAAAGAUUAAGCACUUUUCUUAUUUCAAAUGGUUUUUCAAUGGGUAAAGCGGAUAAUACACUUUUUAUAAAAAGAAAAUCGAAAGACAUUAUUAUAGUACAAAUUUAUGUUGAUGAUAUUAUCUUUGGUGCUACUAAUGAUGCUCUUUGUGAAGAAUUUUCUAAGUGUAUGCAUAGUGAGUUUGAGAUGAGCAUGAUGGGAGAACUCAACUUUUUUCUUGGACUUCAAAUCAAGCAACAAAAGGAUGGCAUAUUCAUAGGUCAAACUAAGUACAUCAAGGAUCUUCUUCAAAAGUUUGACUUGGCAAAUGCAAAGUCCAUGAAUACACCCAUGAGCACAUCCAUAAAGAUGGACAAAGAUGAAAGCGGUAAGAAUGUGGACAUCACCAAGUAUCGAGGUAUGAUUGGCUCUUUAUUAUAUUUAACCGCUAGUAGACCGGAUAUUUUGUUUAGUGUUGGUCUUUGUGCUAGGUACCAAUCUUGUCCUAAAGAAUCCCACUUAAGUGUCGUUAAGAGAAUAUUUAGAUACUUGAUAGGCACAAUGAAUCUAGGACUUUGGUACCCCAAGAACUCAAACUUUGAAAUAGUUAGCUACUCGGAUGCCGACUUUGCCGGUUGUAAGACGGAUAGAAAAAGUACUAGUGGAACUUGUCACUUUCUAGGAAAUUCCUUAGUGUCAUGGUUUAGCAAGAAACAAAACUCGGUAGCUCUAUCCACAACCGAAGCCGAAUAUAUAGCCGCGGGUAGUUGUUGUGCACAAAUACUUUGGAUGAAACAAACUCUUAAGGAUUUUGAUAUUGAUUUUGAAUGUACACCCAUAAAGUGUGAUAACACUAGUGCCAUUAACCUCUCUAAGAAUCCAAUAUUGCAUUCUAGAGCCAAGCAUAUUGACAUAAGGCACCACUUCCUUAGAGAUCAUAUCCAAAGAGGUGAUAUUUUGCUAGACUUUGUAAGCACCGAAUUCCAAUUAGCGGAUAUAUUCACCAAGCCUUUUAGUGAUGAGAGAUUUAGUUUCAUUAGAAGAGAGCUAGGCAUGACCAACUUAAAUGAAAUAUAAGGUUUGUUAGCUAUGAAAAAUUUCAUAUCUCUUUACUUACUUAUUUAUGCAUAAUUGUUCCAAAUAUGAUAUUAAUGAGAUUUAUAUGCAUAUAUGAGAAAAUUUAUUGAUACUUGACCUAUAUGAACCAUACUUGUUGAAAACUCAAGAUUAUAGGUCAUAAUGUGGAUUUUUGGUGAACUUUGGACUUGUUUUUUAAACAAGUGAACAUGUGAAUUUUUGCAUAUUUGAUUUUCUUAUGUGUCUAUAUGCUUGAAUAUGUGAAAUAGAGUGUAUUUAGUAUGCCUAUAGGUUUGCCUUGAUUGAAAUUUGCAUGAAACAAAUUUUUGGUAUCUCACUUGUUGAAUUUUUAAAUUUUUAGGCCUAAAAGAGUGUUUUUCGCCAAACUCUCUCAUUUUUCAACAUUUUUCGAUUCCGUAAGUUUGUACACCUCACAUUUUAUUUUACAAAACUGCUGGAAAAAGAAUUUUUCAAUUUCGUUGCAUAAAACUCAUUUUCGGUACGGUUCUAGUUUUCUUGGCAAUUUUCGAAAAACUUACCGUAAAUCGUCAUUUUUCAUUAUUUUUCAGUUUUUCUUAUUUGAGCAAUUUUGUUUUAUCAUAUUAAAGGUAUUAGAAUUGGUUUGGGGUCAUUUGGGUCAAAAUUGGAAUUUUUGGGACGUUUUUACGGGAAAUUUUCUGGUCUGCUGCACCAACCGGAAUUCCGGUUGUACCAUCCGGAAUUCCGGAUGGCGCAGGACCAGCAAGAAGGGGCUUUUUCGUCUUUUAAUGCGAUUUUUUCCCUUUUUAAACCCUACCACCGAAUUUUUCAUUCCCCAUUCAGUUUUUUCAACCCUAAUACAGCAGCCACUCCUCUC